Molecule: messenger RNA, 2553 nt
Organism: Acipenser ruthenus (sterlet)
Lineage: Eukaryota; Metazoa; Chordata; Actinopteri; Acipenseriformes; Acipenseridae
Product: progranulin-like
Exons: 11
Coding region: 303-1634 (443 amino acids)
Cellular component (GO): extracellular region
Source: RefSeq, a predicted model, not a curated record
CAGAUUUAAAUUACUUCCUCUUUAAUUUGUCCAUUACAAAUACCAUGUGAUGACUACAGAGGAAGUCGUGUAUCUUUCACAAAAAGGAAAGUCUUCAUAGCUCAUGAACAGAAUAAGAAAGGCAUUUGAUUGAAUUUAAACCCUUUCUCUUUCAUCUGAAUAGAAUUAACCUGGUAUUAAAUGAUGCUGCAGGUGGGAUUAUUGUUGUUGAUGUCAGGGCUGGUAUCUGGUUCUAUUACUUGUCCUGAUGGGACAAUGUGUUCUGAUCAUUCAACCUGUUGCAAGACACUGAAUGGAUAUGAAUGCUGCCCAGUUCCAGAAGUUGUUUGCUAAACUACCAGAAAUUGUGUAGUGAUGGCAACCAUUGCUGUCCAUAUGGAUUCCACUGUGAUGUCACUUCCACACAGUGUUUAAAAAGUGGUCUGAGAAUCCCAUGGGCCACCAAGGAGCCAGCUCUGAAACAUACAGCAGCUCUCAUAGAUACUGCAUCCCCGACAAGAACCAUUCCUUCUGAGAAUCUUGAAAGUGUCACUAUUAAGAGUUCAGUGAUUCGCUGUGACCGUACGCAUUACUGCCCUGACAAGACAACCUGCUGCAAGAAGUCUGAUGGCACAUGGGCUUGCUGUCCUUACCCUCUGGCUACUUGCUGUCAGGAUGGUUACCAUUGCUGUGCUUUUAAUUAUUCCUGUGAUCACACUUCUACAAAGUGUAAUAGAAAUGGUCUGAUGAUCCCCUCGGCUGAAAAGGAGUCUGCUAUGACAGAUACAGACAAUGAGAUGCUGCAGGUGGGAUUAUUGUUGUUGAUGUCAGGGCUGGUAUCUGGUUCUAUUACUUGUCCUGAUGGGACAAUGUGUUCUGAUCAUUCAACCUGUUGCAAGACACUGAAUGGAUAUGAAUGCUGCCCAGUUCCAGAAGCGGUCUGUUGCUCUGACCAGUACCACUGUUGCCCAAAAAGCUACACCUGCAAUUUUCAGACCAAGAUGUGUGAUAAAACUGGGUUCAAGGAGAGCAUUCCAAUGGUCAAGAAAAUACCAGCAGAGGAUCAGAGCAAGCCGAUGGAAGUGAACCAAUUCAUCUCUGUCUCCAGUGCUGGGAGUUCAUUAGUUUUCUGCGACAAUUACUUUUAUUGCAGUGAUGGGACUAGCUGCUGCAGACAUCAUACUGGUUUAUGGUACUGCUGUCCCUUCCCUCUGGCUUUUUGCUGUAGUGAUGGCAACCAUUGCUGUCCAUAUGGAUUCCACUGUGAUGUCACUUCCACACAGUGUUUAAAAAGUGGUCUGAGAAUCCCAUGGGCCACCAAGGAGCCAGCUCUGAAACAUACAGCAGCUCUCAUAGAUACUGCAUCCCCGACAAGAACCAUUCCUUCUGAGAAUCUUGAAAGUGUCACUAUUAAGAGUUCAGUGAUUCGCUGUGACCGUACGCAUUACUGCCCUGACAAGACAACCUGCUGCAAGAAGUCUGAUGGCACAUGGGCUUGCUGUCCUUACCCUCUGGCUACUUGCUGUCAGGAUGGUUACCAUUGCUGUCCUUUUCAUUAUUCCUGUGAUCGCACUUCUACAAAGUGUAAUAGAAAUGGUCUGAUGAUCCCCUCGGCUGAAAAGGAGUCUGCUAUGACAGAUACAGACAAUGAGUAAAAUAGUGAAUCUGCAGGACUUGUUCCCUUGAGUUGUGACUGUAUACGGUCAUCCUUCUUGAAAUGUAUUUGUUUACGACUGUAAGUCGCCCUGGAUAAGGGCAUCUGCUAAGAAAUAAAUAAUAAUAAUAAUAAUAAUCCAUCUUAAACUUUUCAAAGACUUACUUUAUAUUCUUUUUGUCUUCUUUUAAGUCUUGCUUGCUACCUUGAUCACUCUAUAAACAACCAAUAAACAACUAAUGCAAACCUAUGACCCUGUGGUGUUUUGUAAUUUUUGUAUUUUUCUGAUGCUGUUUCUCUUUAAUUGCCUAUUAGUAUCCCUGUUAAUGUGCCUACAGAACAAAUCAGAGAGUAUCUACUCAUUCUGUGGAGGGCAGUGUUUUUUUUUACAAAAACUAUACAGUGCAUGAGGGGACAGUGGCAGAUCAAAUCCCAUAGCACACUCCACUAUCAAAAACUGCAACUCACCAGUGCCAAUGCUUAACCAGAGUUCAGUGCAUUUCUGUGUUUCCGUGUUAUGUUGUCUGGACAAAGCCAAGAACGUCCCUAUUGUAACUGUGUCUAAAAGUUACUAACAACCAGUGUAACUUUUUGUGGCAUUUUGCGAGGAAUAAAGUGAAGUUUUUGACAGGUUCAAGUUGACAAUUGCAUUAAUACACAGGAGGUUUUCUAGUACAGCUCCCAACAUAAAACCAACAAGAGAUUGAGAGUACCAAUGCCAUGCAUAGUUCCCCUUUAAAAAAGUGUAUUUUCCCUGGGUGGAUGUAGUUAGCAUGCUACUUACAUAUGUACUGUGCUGUUUACAGUAUAUUCUUGCUGUGGGACAGACCUUAUUAUCACCUUUAUAUUUGUACAGUACCUUAAAACUAUUUUUUUUUUUUGUAUUUUUAGCAGCAUUAGCAAUAAAAUGUAUCUGCGUA